AUGCCAGAAAAGGAAUUAAACUACAUCACUUCGCGUGAAAUUGCUGGUUCUGAUGAUAAAGAAGGUGGAGUCUACAUUGAUGCAUUUGACGCUCAAGAUUCUCAACCACCUUUGAAGGGAUGGGCCAAAUUCAAAGAUGGUUUCAAAAGAGCUGAUACUGAUGCCAUGGGUAUUGACCCAAACUUGUCGGAAGCAGAAAAGAUUGCCAUCUUGACGGCAAAUUCCCCCUUGAGUAAAUCAUUGAAAAACAGACACUUGCAGAUGAUUGCUAUUGGUGGUAGUAUAGGUACUGGUUUGUUUGUUGGUUCAGGAAGUUCAUUACAUACUGGUGGCCCUGCUGGGUUAAUCAUUGCUUAUAUUCUCAUUGGUACUAUGAUUUAUUGUACCGUGCAAUCAUUGGGUGAAUUAGCAGUGACUUUCCCUGUUGCUGGUGCUUUUGUGACUUAUAAUACGAGAUUCAUUGAUCCUUCUUGGGGUUUUGCCAUGGCCUGGAAUUACGCUAUGCAAUGGUUAGUGGUGUUACCAUUGGAAUUGGUGGCUGCCGCAGUGACGAUUAAGUUCUGGGAUACAACAACAAAUUCAGCGGCGUUUGUUGUGAUUUUCUAUGUGCUCAUUAUUGCCAUCAACUUUUUCGGGGUUCGUGGAUAUGGUGAAGCUGAAUUUAUCUUUAGUGCCAUUAAAGUUACUGCUGUUAUUGGGUUUAUCAUUUUGGGUAUUGUUUUGGCUGCUGGUGGAUCACCAAAUGGCCGUGGUUACAUCGGUGGUAAGUACUGGCAACAUCCUGGUGCUUUUGCCAAUGGAGUUAAAGGUGUCAUUACUGUUUUCGUUGGUGCUGCUUUUGCUUUCGCUGGUACUGAAUUGGUUGGUUUGGCUUCAGCUGAAUCUAGCAACCCAAGGAAAUCAUUACCAAAGGCUUGUAAGCAGGUGUUUUGGAGAAUCACCUUAUUUUAUGUCAUUUGUUUGACUUUGGUUGGUAUCUUGGUUCCAUACGACAACACUGAUUUGUUUGAUGCUGAAAACACUGCUUCGGCUUCCCCCUUUGUUAUUGCCAUCAAGUUGGGUGGUAUCAGUGGAUUACCUUCAGUUAUGAAUGUUGUUAUUAUGAUUGCUGUGUUAUCUGUUGGUAACUCCUCAGUUUUUGGUUCAUCAAGAACAUUGGCUGCUUUAGCUGCUUCUAACCAAGCACCAAAGAUCUUUGGAUACAUUGACAGACAAGGUAGGCCAUUGGUUGGUAUCAUUGUUCAAUUGGUCAUUGGUGCGUUGUGUUUCCUUGCUGCUUCACCAAAACAAAAUCUUGUUUUCAACUGGUUAUUGGCAUUAUCAGGAUUAUCAUCCAUUUUUACCUGGGGAUCAAUCAACUUGUGUCUUAUUAGAUUUAGGGCCGCUUUAAGAUCCCAAGGUAGAGAUACCGGUGAACUUCCAUUCACUUCCCAAGCUGGAUUAUUUGGUGCAUAUUGGGGUAUGCUUUUGAACUUGGUGGUCUUGUGUUUGCAAUUUUGGAUUGCUGUUUGGCCAUUACAUACCAAACCCAAUGCUGAAGAUUUCUUUAUGAACUUUUUGACUGUUCCUGUUGUUCUUGUAUUUUAUUGUGGUCACAAACUUUACACCAAGAAUUGGAAAUUGUAUUACAAAGCAAAUGAAAUCGAUAUUGAUACUGGUAGAACUGAUUUGGAUUUGGAUUUACUUAGACAAGAAAUUGCUGAAGAAAAGGCCAUUAUGAGAGCUAAGCCAUUCUACAAGAGGAUUUACCAUGUCUUUUGUUAG
This is a messenger RNA of Lodderomyces parapsilosis, 1764 nucleotides long. It is a transcript of the gene GAP2, whose product is annotated as amino acid permease. Lineage: Eukaryota; Fungi; Ascomycota; Pichiomycetes; Serinales; Debaryomycetaceae. Gene Ontology annotation, molecular function: amino acid transmembrane transporter activity. Bases 1 to 1764 code for a protein of 587 amino acids. Gene Ontology annotation, biological process: amino acid transmembrane transport. The transcript has a single exon. The record is from RefSeq and is a predicted model, not a curated record. Gene Ontology annotation, cellular component: membrane.